ACCGUCACUCUCUCAUCCUCCUGCACAGCGGCGGUCGCGCCUUGUUGUGCUAGCUUCCAUGGCGAGCGACCAGAAAGGGCAUUUCUAAUGUCGACCAGCCGGUUAGCUCCCGUCAGCGAGCUAACGGGUGUUCUGCGAAAUGGGAUGAUGUAGCUGAACAACUCGUCGGACAAACCGAACAGUACUUUAGCGUGCUAAGCUAACGUGCAGAUCCGCACACACACACAUCGAUAACCGUGGAGGUAAGCGCCAGCGGAGCGGGCUAACGGCUGUAAGCUAACGGGAGCUAGCGUUCACCUGCGGGCUGUCCCGGCUAACUGACGCUAACUGGCUUCACCGUUGCCAGCCAACAGGAUGGAAAGUGUGAAGGAAAACCAGCCGGAAGCGCUUUCAACUUCUUCAGCGCCACAACAGGGGGUACCCGAUGCCAGCAGUGACAGUAAUUCCGCGAAGCCAAGCGGGUUGUCGUUGACAACGCCGUCUGCGGGCAAGCGACCCUCAAUCGGGGAGGAUGAUGGCGGGGGCGCGGAAACGAAACUCUUCGGGAAGGGACUCGCGGCCACCUCCCUGCUGCAGAUUGCGAUCAGGAACGGAAUCUACCAGAAUCAAGUUGCCAACGCGGUCGGCGGUGCGACCAAAAGCCAAACCAAAACUGCCAACAUAUACAGCCUGGCAUCGGUCAACAGCACCACCUCUGUCAACUCCAUGCUGAGCCGCAGACGGCAGAGACACAAGAGGAAUCUGUCUCUGGGGGCUCCGCCGACCAGCGGCUCGCCCGGCGCCUCCUCCGGCGAGGCGGCCGGUCCCGCUCCCACGGCGUCGCCGCUGAGCACCCUCAGCCUGGACCGGAAGACGUUCCUCCGGCAGAAGCAGUCGAAGCAGCUCCAGGCCUCGGACAAGACGUGGGUGAGAUCGGACUCGCGGCGCGGCUGCAUACACGUCCACGACUGGCUCACGCCCUCCUACCCCCGGCCGGUGCUGUGCACGGUGGACACCACCGCUGCAGAGGUCGCCGCUAGGCUGGGAGGCAGCAAAGCGGGGGCCGUGCUGAGACUCAACGGCAAGACUGCCGCUGCAGUGGACCCGAGCGAUCGCUGUAAAGGCAGCAAUGGACAUUGCGACGAAAUCGGGGCGGAGGUCAAAACCCGGGAAGCGGAGGACAACGAGCACACGAAGGCGCACUACACUGACGCCAAACUGUUGGAGGAUCAAACCGCGAGUAACUCUUCGUCAGAGGUCUACCUCGAUGACAUCGGGGUGGAUCUGAGCCUGAGCGCGGCGGACUCCUACGGGGUCUACUCCGGUUCGGACAUGGAGAGCAGCACCUGUGACGACUUCAGCCCGGGCGGGCCCCGAAGCACAGAGCUCAGCGACGGCCCGGCUCUGGGGACGGACUCCUCCGCGCUGAGCCCGACCGGCGACAGCGCCACGGAGGGGCCCGACCCCUUCGAGAGCUCCUCGGACGAGGUGGAUCUCACCUCUUCCCCGACGCACCCGACCGACCGCUGCGCUGCCGACCCGCCCCCCGGAGACGCCCGCAGCGCUUCCAGCCAAGUGACAGCGGCACUGGGUGAUGCCGGAGCGGGGGGUAACUCCAUCGGACCUCCGUCUAAAUGCCCCGGCAGCUCCCAGUCUCGGCCGCUGUCCAGCCAAGCGUCGGAGCGGCCUGACCCGCAGGUCACCCCGGGCGAGGGCACGGGCUGGCCGGACCCGGUUAUCGCUAGUCCCACCCCGGCCCUCUUCGUCCAGCUGCACGGGGGAGCCGUGCGGAGGCUCGGGGACGAUGAGAGGCCUCUUCACAUAUUCAACGAGUACCUCACGAAUCUGGGAUUCGAAGACCCAUGGAGGGUGCAGGGGGAGGGGAUGAAUCCAGAAGUUGGCUGCCUGAUCCGCUUCUACUUUGGCAAGCCUCGGAGUGUGGGUGGCUCUGAGCGUGUGCAGAUCUCGGGGGUGUUCAACGUGCGGAAAGGGAAGCUGGCGCUGCCGGUGAACCGCUGGUCGAAGCGGCAGGUCACGCUGAGUGGAACCUGCCUCAUUGUCUCAUCUGUGAAACACGCCCACACGGGCAAGAUGCACAUCCUCCCUCUCAUCGGAGGAAAGGUGGAGGAGGUGAGGAGACACAGCCACUGUCUGGCUUUCAGCUCAGCAGGUCCACAGAGUCAGACCUACUACAUCAGCUACGCCUCGUAUACAGAGCACCUCCGGUGGCAGAGGACGGCCUCAAAGAUUGCCUCCCAGAGGGUGAACUCAGUCGACCUGUCGGGCUGCAGCUUGGAGGAGCUGCCUGCUCAGCUUUUUUACAGCCAGGACCUUACUCAUCUCAAUCUCAAAAACAACUUCCUGUCCCUGCACAAAGGUGUUCCAGCGCUCACCAGGUUUUGUAAGCUGAGAAGCCUCAGUCUGUCAAAUAACACUCUGGCCGACUUCCCCCUGGCCUUAUGCGACAUCACCUCGCUCACAGAGCUCAACUUGUCUGGGAACCGCCUCUGGUCUCUGCCCGCCGAAGUAGGAGCCAUGCACAACCUCCAGACUCUUCUCCUGGACGGGAACUCUCUGGCUUCUCUACCCGUGGAGCUGGGCUCCCUGGAAGGCCUGACCUACCUCGGCUUGUCCUUUAACCGCUUCCACUGCGUCCCCCCCGUCCUGGAGAAACUGCGAGGCUUGGAGAGACUCUGUCUGGCAGGGAACCAGCUGUCUGUGCUGGAUAUGGCAGGACUGCAGUGGCUGCCUGCUCGCCACAUAGAUCUCAGGCUAAACUGGCUUCAGAAGGUGACGGUGGGCGACGCGGAGCAGCUGGUCCACAUCGUCCAGCUGGACCUGAGGGACACGGGGCUGCAGGAGCUGGAUGUCACUGCUCUCAGGAGGCUGGAGCUCCUCCGCUGUGACCGAAACACUCUGUCCCUCCUCAGAGUUAAUGGCCACGCCCUGAAGAGCCUGCACGCUGCACACAACGAGCUGAAGCUGCUGGAAGUGGAGCCGGUGCCAGAGAAUCUGUCUGUUGUGGAUUUGUCCUGGAACUCGCUGGAAUGUGUCCCCGCCUGGGUGUGUGAGAGCAGCGGACUGGAGGUGUUGGACAUCAACCACAAUGAUGUGAUUGAGCUGCCGGCACAGCUGCUGUCCAGUGGGAGCCUGAGAAAGCUGCUGGCGGGCUGGAACCAAGUGUGUCGGCUGGCGGAGCGGCUGGAGAGGUCGCAGCUCGAGGUCCUGGACCUCCAACACAACCAUCUGACUGAGCUCCCACACAACCUGUUCAUCAAGGCACAGAGCUUGAAGUACCUAAAUGUGUCGGCAAACAAGCUGGAGAGCCUCCCUGCAGCGAGCCUAUCAGAGGACAGCUUCAGCAGCCUGGAGGAGCUGUAUGUGACCAAUAACCGCUUGACGGACAAGUGUGUCCCUCUGCUGACGGGGCACAGCCACCUGCGGGUGCUUCAUCUGGCCUACAACCAGCUACAGACGUUCACUGCCAGUAAACUGGCCCGACUGGAGCAGCUCGAGGAGCUGGACCUGAGCGGCAACCGGCUGAGGGCCGUGCCCACCACCAUCCUCAGCUGUCAGCGCAUGCACACGCUCUCCGCCCACUCCAACUGCAUCAACGCCUUCCCCGAGGUGCUCCAGCUGCCCGAGAUCAAGUUUGUCGACCUGAGCUGCAACGAGCUGACCGAGGUCACUCUGCCGGAGACCCUCCCUCAGAAGCUCCAGGAGCUGGACCUCAAAGGCAACCCUCGCCUUACCCUGGACCACAAGAGCCUGGAGCUUCUCAAUAACAUCAAAUGUUUCAGGGUGGAUCCGUCGCCCUCAGCUCCGUGUGUGAGUGAGAGCCACGGGGCCCCGUCGGUUUGGAGCCACGGCUACACCGAGGCCUCUGGAGUCAAAAACAAGCUGUGUGUGGCCGCUCUGGCUCUCGACGGCUUCUGCGGGAUCCGCGAGGCUCUGUACGGAGUUUUCGACGGCGACAAGAACGUGGAGGUGCCUUACCUGCUGCAAUGCACCAUGGGGGACGUGCUGGCGGAGGAGCUUCACGGGGGCCAGAGGCAGGGGGAUUACAUGACCAACACUUUCCUCACCAUGCAGCGGAAGCUGGGCACGGCGGGUCAGAGGAUGGGGGGCUCGGCGGCCUUGUGUCACAUCCGACACGACCCGGUGGCUCCCGGCGAGCGCGGCGGCUGCUUCACCCUGAAGGCCGCCAACGUGGGCCGGUGCCAGGCGGUUCUGUGCCGCGACGGCAAAGCGGUGCGGCUUUCCACCACGCACAGCGUCAAGGAGGGGCCCGAGUACCAGAGGGUCCGGCAGCACAACGCCAUCAUCACCGAGGAUAACAAAGUCGGUGGUAUAACGGACUCCACCCGGAUCAUGGGUUACUCCUUCCUGUGCCCGUCUGUGACACCCAGACCCCACGUCUCCACGGUGACCCUCACCCCACAGGAUGAGUUCUUCCUCUUGGGCAGCCGGGGCUUGUGGGACAUGGUGUCCCCCGGCGAGGCGGUGGAGGCGGUCCGGAACGUACCCGACGCUCUGGCUGCCGCCAAGAAGCUGGUGACCUUGGCCCAGAGCUACGGCUGCUCCGACAGCCUGAGCGCCGUCGUGGUGCAGCUCAGCAUCACCGAGGACUGUUGCUGUUUCUGCGAGCCGCCGCCGCCCCCUCCCAGCCCCGGCCCGGCCUCGCACACCAGCGUGCACGCCUACUCUGCGAGCGCGCCGCUGCCGCUGGCCCCCUCGGGAACCGCGAGCGAGGCGAGCAGCGAGUUCAGCACGUCGGAAAUGAGCAGCGAGGUGGGCUCCACGGCGUCCUCGGAGGAGCCGCCGCCUCACGCCGACCCCCCAGCGGGUCACCCCAAUCUGCCGGGGCAAGGCGGCGCGCGGCGGCCGGCCUGCGCAGGCGGCAGCGGCUUCCGCAGGCAGUUCUCCGGGGCGCUGUCCGACAACGGGGUCGACAGCGAGGACGAGGAGCCCAUCGCCGGCGUCUUCUCCAACGGCAGCCGCGUGGAGGUGGAGGCCGACGUCCACUGUCUGCGCCGCCACGGCCGCCCGGCGCCCCAGACGCCCGCUCAACCGAGCACGAGCACCCCCGCCCCCGCCGUCGCCUCGCACCACGAGCCUGCGGCUCUUCCUCUCUCCUCCCCGUCCCCCUCUCCGGUCUCUCCCUCCUCUCCCUGCCUCAGCGGGGAGGCCCAGUCGGGGACUCUGGGCCGCAGGGCUCGAGCCAAUGGCUCGGUGGCCUGCCAGGGGAGGAGCCAGGACAUCAUCGAGGAGGCGGCCGACGCCCCCGUCAGGAAGCAGGGGGGCUACUUCAACGCUCCGGCCCAGCCGGACCCCGACGACCAGCUUAUCAUCCCGCCGGAGCUGGAGGAGGAGGUCCGGCAGAUCAUCCAGCAGCAGCAGCAGAUCCAAGCUCACAACCAGCCAGCUCACAGCUACCAGAAACCGGCGGACUAUUUCGUCACGCCCCUUUAACCGUAACCGAGGACUACCGGGGUUUGCCCGAUGGAGAGCGGUGCAGUCUGCUACGCUCUCAUUGAAUUACUGCUCCCUCCAAAAAGUGUUCUGUACAUGCUCCGGCACCAGAAGAACUGUGGUUUUUUUGUUAUUCACUUUAUUUUUUUACUGUUCACUCUAUGCCCCUUGAAACAUGAUGCAAUUUUUGAUACUAAACACUUUGUGUUGAUGAAACAUUAACAAUUGAUUCCUUUUUACCAUAUCUUUGAUUUGACGAAGCACUUUUUGCUUUUUAUUUGACUUUUGAGAUUCUAUGUUAACCGGUACUGUUGAGAUACGAACCCCUGUCUUUGUGUUGCAGCAGACAGUCCUCCUGUUUGUCGUGGCAGCCGACAGCCUCACAGUUGUCGAAGUUAGUAGAACUGUUAAAAACUAGCUCCUAGGAGUUAAAUACUUUAAAGUGACCUAGUCACUGACGCAUACUAAUAUUCUCUGAGAGAAAAGAUGAUAUGCCAUGUUUCUGUUCCCAGGGGCAGAUUGCAGAGUGGUGCUGCAGUGUAGAGUAAAUGCAGGGGGGGGGUGGGGGGCUCAGCUCAAUGAAUGUUCUCAGAACAAUGUUACAGACACCUGGAAAAUGGCAAAUCGCACAAGAGAGCUACUUUUACCAUAUAAUAAAUUAAAGUUUUCAGAUAA
Molecule: messenger RNA, 6126 nt
Organism: Pungitius pungitius (ninespine stickleback)
Lineage: Eukaryota; Metazoa; Chordata; Actinopteri; Perciformes; Gasterosteidae
Product: PH domain leucine-rich repeat-containing protein phosphatase 1-like
Exons: 17
Coding region: 355-5451 (1698 amino acids)
Molecular function (GO): protein binding
Source: RefSeq, a predicted model, not a curated record